AUGGCCACGGUGAGGAUGACGAGAAGACGUGGGUCUUUAAGUUUCAAUGAGCCUAAUACCCUUGCACUUCUUGGUGUCUGUCUUCUCUUCGGUCAAUUUCUUAUGGGUCUGAUCACCGCGAUUGACUGGUACUUGGUCUAUAUCACAAGCGCAUUGCAGGGAAUCUUCUAUUUCGACAUUUACCUGGUCAUUGUGCCAAUAUGCUUCAAGUGGAAAACAAUUGCAGAAAUUGAAGGGGAUCAUAUUGAGGACGUCACACACGUCGAGGAGUCCUCAAAGUCGACACAGUUGAUAGAGCCUGCGGAAUUGGAAUCCCAGUCCGACCCGCGCUUGAAUGAGGCACAUUCAAGCAUGCUUUAUGAAGCUGAUUCAAGGCAACUUGUCGAGGCUGAUGCCCAAGCAGGAUACAAGAAUCCUCAAUCGGCACAGGGCGCUUCAAAGGCCGAGCACCCGUUGAUGUAUGAGUUAAAUGCCACUCCACGUCCCUGA
This is a messenger RNA of Aspergillus uvarum CBS 121591, 489 nucleotides long. RefSeq lists its product as uncharacterized. The transcript is spliced from 3 exons. Lineage: Eukaryota; Fungi; Ascomycota; Eurotiomycetes; Eurotiales; Aspergillaceae. The coding region runs from base 1 to 489 and encodes 162 amino acids. The record is from RefSeq and is a predicted model, not a curated record.